AUGGCUUCCCAAACCCCAGCCGUUGUCAUGGACAACGGAACUGGGUAUUCAAAGCUUGGAUUCGCCGGUAACGACUCGCCCUCGUUCGUCUUCCCGACUGCAAUUGCUACGAAAGCUGGUGCUGGAAGCGCCGGAGGUGGUGCACGCCCCGCUGUCGCGAAUAAACCUUCUUUUUUGGCCUCGGGUGGUGGAAGCUCACAUCUCUCUGCGAAGCGUGGUACGGAGGAUUUGGACUUCUUCAUUGGCGAUGAGGCUCUGUCAGCUGCCAGCGGCCCUGGAUACGGUAUCAAUUACCCAAUUCGCCAUGGUCAGAUCGAGAAUUGGGAUCAGAUGGAGCGGUUCUGGUCGAACUCGAUCUUCAAGUAUCUGCGCGUCGAGCCCGAGGAUCAUUACUUCCUACUCACGGAACCUCCUCUGAACCCCCCGGAGAACCGUGAAAACACCGCUGAGAUUAUGUUCGAAUCCUUCAACUGCGCCGGUCUUUACAUUGCUGUUCAAGCUGUACUUGCGCUGGCCGCUUCUUGGACAUCUUCCAAAGUGACCGAUCGUUCUUUGACAGGGACGGUUAUUGAUUCUGGUGACGGUGUUACGCACGUUAUCCCCGUCGCAGAAGGCUACGUCAUUGGUUCUUCCAUCAAAAGCAUCCCGAUUGCCGGCCGAGACAUCACCUAUUUCGUCCAGAGCCUGCUUCGAGACCGAGGUGAGCCGGAUAGCAGCUUGAAGACCGCCGAGAGGGUCAAGGAGGAGUACUGUUAUGUAUGUCCCGACAUUGUAAAGGAAUUCGCCCGCUACGACCGAGAGCCGGAUCGGUUCCUGAAGCACACCGUGACUUCACCCAACGGGCGCAGCGUGUCGAUUGACGUUGGGUAUGAGCGAUUCCUUGCCCCCGAGAUUUUCUUCAACCCCGAAAUCUACUCUUCCGACUUCCUCACUCCACUUCCCAAUGUUGUGGAUGGUGUUAUCCAAUCCUCUCCGAUCGACGUUCGAAGAGGCCUCUACAAGAACAUUGUGUUGUCCGGAGGUUCCACCCUCUACAAAGACUUCGGCCGACGCUUGCAACGUGAUAUCCGACACCUGGUUGAUGCUCGUAUUCGUGCAUCCGAAGCACGCAGCGGUGGAGCACGCAGUGGUGGUCUGGACGUGGCUGUCGUGACGCAUAAGAGGCAGCGACAUGGCCCGUGGUUUGGAGGCAGUCUGCUGGGACAGACUCCGGAGUUCCGCAGUUACUGCCACACCAAGGCAGAAUACGACGAGAUUGGCCCUAGCAUCGUCCGGAGAUUUGCCCUUCUCGGUGGCCCUGGUAGUACUUAG
Messenger RNA from Aspergillus calidoustus, 1311 nucleotides. NCBI's taxonomy places the organism in Eukaryota, Fungi, Ascomycota, Eurotiomycetes, Eurotiales, Aspergillaceae. The record is from the annotation of a GenBank genome assembly.